UCGGAGUAGCAGCGUCAGCGUGCUUUCGAAGCUCGUCCAUUGCAAUGAGGGUGGCGCGCGUCGCGGCCUGGCCGUGGUUCGGCCUCGCGGCCGCCGUGGGGCUGCUCGUCGCCGGACCCGGCGCCGGGCUCGCCGCCAACUCCACGGGCGACCUCGAGGCCGGCAGCUACGACUUCGUGAUCGUGGGCGCGGGCUCGGGCGGCUCGGUGCUGGCCAACCGGCUGAGCGAAAUCGCCGACUGGAAGGUGCUACUGCUGGAGGCCGGCGGCGAGGAGUCGUGGCUGACGGACGUGCCGCUGCUGGCGCCGCUGAUGCAGGUCAGCCAAUACAACUGGGGCUACCGCACGGAACCGAGCGCCGAGCGUGGCUACUGCCUAUCGAUGACCGACGGCAGGUGCAACUGGCCGCGCGGCCGAGCCCUCGGCGGCACCUCGGUCAUCAACUUCAUGCUGUACACGAGGGGCGCGCGCGCCGACUACGACGCCUGGCAGGCCGCCGGCAAUCCCGGUUGGAGCUACGACCAUCUGCUGGGCUACUUCCUCAAGUCGGAGAACAGCAGACUGAGUCGCCAGGACGCGGGUUACCACGCGCGCGGCGGCUACCUGGACGUGGCCGACGUGCCGUACGCCUCGCGGCUGCGCGAGCCCUUCCUGCGCGCGGCUGCCGAGCUGGGCUACCCGCUGCGCGACUACAACGGCCGUGGCAUCCUGGGCUUCUCGCCGGUGCAGGCCAACCUGCGCGGCGGACGACGCGUCAGCGCCAGCAAGGCCUUCCUCGAGCCGGUCACGCGGGGCCCGCGGCGCCGGCGCAAUCUGCGCGUGGCCGCGCGCUCGCGCGUCACCAAGGUCCUGCUGGAGCGCCGGCCCCCGCGCUCGCUCCGUGCCGUGGGCGUGCGCUACCUAGGCGCCGACGGCCGGCCACGCGUGGCGCGCGCGCGCCGCGAGGUGUUGCUUUGCGCCGGAGCGCUGGGCUCGCCGCAACUGCUGCUGCUGUCGGGGCUGGGGCCGCGUGACCAGCUGGACCCGCUGGGCAUCGAGACGUUGGAGGACCUGCCCGGGGUGGGCCGCAACCUGCAGGACCACGUGAGCAUGGCCGCACUGACCUUCCUGGUGAACGACAGCGUGAGCAUCGUGGAGUCGCGGCUGAGCAGCAACCCGCUGUACGCGCUGGAUUACAUUCUGCGCGGACGUGGGCCUCUGACGGUGCCCGGUGGCGCCGAGGCGCUGGCCUUCGUCGACACGCGGAGCCUGCUGGCCGGACAGUCGCCGCCGGCCAAGGACUACCCGGACAUCGAGCUGGUGCUGGGCGCGGGCGCGCUCACGGGCGACAUGUCGGGCGGUUUGCGCAGCCUUCUGGGCCUUAGCGAGCAGUUCGAGCGCGGCGUGUUCGCCGGGUACCGCGGCCGCGACGCCUUCAGCAUCGUGCCGAUACUGAUGCGGCCCAAGAGCCGCGGCCGUGUGAGCCUGCGCAGCGCCGACCCGCUGCUGCCGCCGCGCCUCGAAGCCAACUACUACCAAGACCCGGAGGAUCUGGCCACCAUGGUGCGGGGCAUCAAGGCUGCGCUCAAGGUCGCCUCCACGCGGGCCUUCCGCCGCUUCAACAGCAGCCUACUGCCGGUGGCCUUCCCCGGCUGCGAGGGUCCGCGCUUCGCCAGCGACGACUACUGGGCCUGCGUGGCUCGCCACGUGUCCACCACCCUGGGCCACUUUGCCGGCACCUGCCGCAUGGCGCCGCGCCGUCAGGGCGGUGUCGUCGACGCGCGCCUCCGCGUCCACGGCGUCGAGGGCUUGCGGGUCGCCGACGCCAGCAUCAUGCCCGAGAUCGUCGCCGGGCACACUUGCGCACCCACCUACAUGAUCGGCGAGAAGGCUGCCGACCUCGUCAAGCAGCACUGGGGUGUCCUGGCCGCUUAGGCCCUCUCGCUCGCGUUUGAAUUCGACUGCG
Phymastichus coffea is the source of this 1944-nucleotide messenger RNA. Its product is annotated as glucose dehydrogenase [FAD, quinone]-like. The transcript has 4 exons. The record is from RefSeq and is a predicted model, not a curated record. Lineage: Eukaryota; Metazoa; Arthropoda; Insecta; Hymenoptera; Eulophidae. Bases 45 to 1913 code for a protein of 622 amino acids. Gene Ontology annotation, molecular function: oxidoreductase activity, acting on CH-OH group of donors; flavin adenine dinucleotide binding.